This is a messenger RNA of Penaeus monodon (black tiger shrimp), 1180 nucleotides long. RefSeq lists its product as uncharacterized. The record is from RefSeq and is a predicted model, not a curated record. The transcript has 6 exons. NCBI's taxonomy places the organism in Eukaryota, Metazoa, Arthropoda, Malacostraca, Decapoda, Penaeidae. The coding region runs from base 114 to 731 and encodes 205 amino acids.
UCUUUCUUUCACACACAGCGCUAUCAUCAUAUAAUAUACAUACCAUUCACAAGAUAAUCAGACCAAGAUGAUGACCGGUCCAGAGAUGUGUGGGGGUUACCGCUGUUCUAGUGAUGACGAUGACUUCUCUCGCCAAAGCUCUCACUAUUAAUGAGACGGAUCCUUCGCGGCAGUCUGGCUUCCUGUACCUGACGUCGGGGCGGAGACUGGCGCUGCCCCCCGAAAGCGUCAUGGUCGUCACGCCCACCCUGAGUCUUCCGAUGGGCAGGAACCUUCCUGUUGGCUAUGCGGCGUCCAUGACUAUUUCCAUCCCCUUCAAAAUUGGUUUUGAUGACCUUGGACUUACAUCCGAAGAGAACAGGUGGGGUAUUAUUGAGGGGCUCGAUGAUCCAUCUCCAGGUGACUUGGCUGGUGGCGUGAGGGAGGUGAUGUAUAAGGUGGUGGAGGAGAGUCUGGAGUCAGUGGGCCUGGACGGAAAGGCCUGCCUUCUGCGCGCCAUGUGCGAGAUGUUCGAACUUCCUCUUCCGAACCACGGUUUCAUCGGCGAAGUGCUUGACCUAUUCUUUAGCGCCAGCCGGGCUGCCAAGGGAAAGAACCGCUUGGGGGAUUACACGAAGGCGGAGAUCCAAGGCAAGACAGGCCCAGACUGUAAGCCGUACCACAAGGCGUGCCCCUACUCAUUCUUCAAGGAUCUUGCGAGCAGUAAUUCGACUGGCACUGGUGGUAGUUAAUAACGCAUCCCACCAAUGGGCAACUGUCACCAAGCAAAAAUUGACCUACGUCCUUAUUUAUGAAUGUUAUUUAAUAGGUUAUGUUCAAAGGAAACUGGAACUCCAUUUUGACUUGUUUUCAUCUAAAUAGGUUAUUAACAUAGAAAAUGUUCAAUUUAGGCGCUGGUUGUUUGCAACACUGCGUGCAGCCUUGACUUGGCAGUGAGGUAAAAUAUUCCAGGGAUUUGCGAUGAAAUCUCUUGAACGACUGGCCACCUCUAAGAAACUCGGUAACAUGUUCUGUGAAGGCGAUGCAUUUGACCUGCCCCCAGCUGGCCACGGAGGUCUGAAUGACAGUGUAUGACCUUGUGAUCUCGUGUUUUUUUUAUCAUGAGUAUGUUCCAGUGUCCUUAUUUUUGUUGCAAUAUAUAUUUUUAAUAUAAUAAAACUUUGACGAAUCAUUUCACCAA